GUCAACUUUCGCGAUCGCUCCUCCAAUCGCUUUCGACCAUUAUUGACAGGUCUUUCGUUAUCCGUCAUGAACUAAUUUUCUCUUGUGUUUGAAGUGUAACGUUAGCAAUGAUGGAGGACCCGUUGCUUUCUCCAGGGGCUGUCGGGACAGCACCUGUCAGCCCCUACGUGACAUUUGACUCCACGCAGGUGGUUGAAUAUCUUACACAGCAACUCAUCCUCACUCUCGGCGCCUCAAGGGACGAUUUAGAGUCGUCAGGAAGUCUUUUGUCGACUGAGAGGCACCCCGAUACCAUUCAGCGAUGUCAGCGUUUUGCUUCAGAAGCUCAAAGGGUCAUCUACAUACAGAAAGAUGUCUCCUCAAUCGAAAACGAAGGGACCUUGGCUGAGUCUACGGGUCCAGCCAAAUACGUGUACAUACUCUCUACGGAACCAUCCUUUCGCUCCACUACCUUCGCAACCCUCGCCUUGAUGAAGAGUGCGCAGCCGCUAGAUCCGACGAUAUCAGUUUCUUCUCAACUCCAGAUCAUGAACCUUCCCGGGCCGGCCUCAUUCAGCGAGACUUCUGCUGGACAGACUUCAUCCUCCUUGCCGUUCGAAAUAAUGCACUCGAUUGUGCAUUUGGGAUUAGUCCCGUACUUCGACGCAUCGACAAGAGGAAAAGAAACGACGGCUGUGGCAAGGCAAAGAACUGAUGCCGACGUGAAAACGGGCAUCCCCGGCACAAAGAAGAAGAUGACGGAGUUUGAGCUUGCUCUUUUGCAGCUGCAGCAGAACACCGAGAUCCCAGAAUUGUCCUUGUCUUUGCACCCUAUCAUUCAGGCCGCGCUGGAGGAAGCUCAGGCUCGCAACGUCAAAGUCUCUGUGGAUUUCGUUCCUUCGGCCUUACUGAGUGAUAGCACCUUUUUGAACAGCUUACAGUCUACGGUGAAUGGAUGGAUCAAAUCAAUACAGUCAAUCACGAGGCUCUCGCGGGAUGCAGAAAGUGGGACGGCAACCCAGGAAAGGGACUUUUGGCUCUCAAUGGAGACGGCACUAGAGGGCAUUGAGCAUCAACUUCGCAGCGAAGGCGUUCAAUUGACUCUAGAAAUCCUCCGUCUGGCCAAGCGAUUUCAGGCCACAGUUAGUUUCAGUGCGGACACCGGGCUGAAAGAAGCAACCGAAACUGUCCAGCGAUACAAUCAAUUAAUGCGAGAUUUUCCACUCGAAGAGCUUCCCUCAGCCACAUCCCUAGAGAAGGUUCAGGAUGCGCUCAAUCAGAUCUUUGGUCAUUUGAACAAGAAACUACGCGUCUCGCCGUACCCGGUCAAGCGAGCUUUACUUCUAGUUGAAGCCAUCUCUGGUGACCUUGAUACCAAAUUGCGCGAGCUCCUGCAAGGCCGGCCAUUGAUGCACAUGGAGUUUGACGAUUUCCGGGCUCUCAUGGAUGUCGCCGACGCUAUGUGGCGUGCUUGGGACGAGAACGUCAAAGAAUUUACCAAUGUUGCUCGUGAAGUUACUCGGAGGAGAAAUGAUAGGUUCAUUCCCAUUAAAAUCUCACCCCGCCAUCAGAAGCUGCAGGACAGACUGAGUUACGUUAUCACCUUUCGGUCCAAUCAUGAACAGCUUCAGCGAACGAUCAAAAAGGUUUUGGGAUCGGGCCAGUCUGAAAUCGAUGUCUUGAGCGGAAAGGCUGCAGAUGGACCCGUCAUUGUCGAGGAAAUUGGCCAUGUGGAUGCCAUCAAUGAAGUCAAGGAAGCUUACGCUGCGCUCUGGGAUGUUGAUGUGCUCGACACUACUGAAGAAGGGACCAAAAUUUGGGCCCAGGCCGAGAUCACUUAUAAUGAACGGACAUCGCGCGUGGAGAACUCCAUUAUUGCCCGUCUACGGGAUCGUCUGGCCACAACCAAGAACGCAAAUGAAAUGUUUCGAGUAUUUUCAAAGUUCAACGCGCUUUUUGUGAGACCCAAAAUUCGUGGAGCCAUUGCAGAAUAUCAAUCGGCACUCAUUGCCGAAGUCAAAAAGGACAUCAACUCCUUGCAUGAGCGCUUUAAACAGCAAUACGGCCAUUCUGAAGCCCAUAUCAUGGCCCAACUAAGGGAUUUGCCACCUGUUGCAGGCGCCAUUAUCUGGGCUCAGCAGAUUGAGAGACAACUGGACGCGUACAUGAAGAAGGUUGAAGAUGUGCUUGGUAAAGACUGGGCCUUGCAUGCAGAGGGACAGAAACUGCAAAACGACAGCGACAUGUUCCGGAAGAAAUUGGACACUCGACCUGUUUUUGAAGCCUGGCUUCACGAUGUUAACAGGCGAAACAUUUCCAUAACAGGCCGCCUCUUUACCGUUUCGAAAAAUCGAUCUGCGGGCAAUGCUCUUGAACUGGCGGUGAACUUCGAUCCUCAGGUCAUUACACUUUUUAAAGAGGUCCGAAAUCUUCUCUGGCGCAACUUCACCGUGCCACACGCUAUCAAUAAUAGCGCAAGAGAAGCAAAACGCGUCUAUCCUUUUGCACAGAGCUUGAUAGAGACUGUACGCACUUUCAACCAAACGAGCCGUGCCAUUGGAGAGAUGUCCGAUGUUUCCAUGCUUCUAUUUGGUUAUCAAAAUGAGGUUCAUAAUCUAAUCUCCAAGGGUCUGCCCUUAAAAUGGGAAUCAUUUGUUCAUUCUUACGAAAUGCACAUCCGCAAGCCUUCCUACCUCCAAGGCGGCGCGCAGAGCUCCGGCAGAAGAGAAAGUAGACAUGUCCAGUUCGUCCGAGAAUUUGCAACUGCGGUCUCUGUUCUCCAGAGCAAGACCAGCAUGCUGUCUUCAAUCAAUGAGUCUGUUCAGAAGGCGCUCGCUGAUUUGCGCGUUUGUCCAUACGAAGCCGAAUCUUUCAAAAAGCAUUUAUUCCUCAUCCAGUCUGCUGCUGAUCAACUCAAUCUUGAGAGUUAUGUCAAUUUGGGUCCUUGGGUCUCGGCUUUGAAUGACAAGAUCGAGGCUGUUUUAUUUGACAGGCUAGAAGAAGCGAUUAGUUUUUGGGUUGAUUCUUUUAACGGCGCAAAUAUGGACGAGCUCAAUGGAGACGGCUUUGGAAAGGCCACGAACUUUACCGACCCUGAUGCAGACGGACGACAACUUCCCAGGAUUAGUCACCUUUAUCAUGAGAUCUCCAUGCGUAACCAGGUUAUCUUUCUCGACCCCCCUCUUGAGUUCGCUCGGGCAAGCUGGCUAUCCCAAUUGCACGAAUGGCUUGCAGUCGUGUGCGACAUGCAUAAGAUUCAAUCCUCAAGAUAUGACAUGAGCGUGGAUUUGGAUAGCUCCGCCACUGCCGACACCCGCUUCACAGCUCUUCCAAGGUACUGCGCUUCGAGCUUAUCUCGCGUGUACAGCAUUGUGGAAGGCAAGUUUCAGCAGGUGGGUGAUUAUGUGGACAAGUGGUUUCAAUUCCAGUCACUGUGGGACCUACAGUCCGAACAAGUCUAUGAUAUCCUUGGUGAAGAUCUCUCGAAAUGGCUGCAGCUUCUCUUGGAGAUCAGAAAGACUAGGGCGACCUUUGACACCACUGAAGUCAGCCGAUCCUUUGGCACCAUCACGAUUGAUUAUGGGCAAGUGCAAACCAAGGUCAACGCCAAAUAUGAUCAAUGGCAACACGAGAUUCUGGUCAGAUUUGCUGGACGCUUGGGCAACCGCAUGCGAGAUAGCUACAACGAGAUCGAACAAGCCCGCCGGGAUCUUGAGGGUCAUUCGCUCGAAGCUUCGUCUACUGCACAAGCUGUCUCGUUUAUCACAAUGGUUCAGCAAUGCAAGCGGAAAGUUAGCAUAUGGGGGCCCGAAAUUGAACUUUUUCAUCAGGCUCAGACGACGCUGAUACGCCAGCGAUACCAAUUCCCCAGUAGUUGGCUAUCGGUAGACCAGAUUGAACAGGAAUGGGGUGCUUUGAAUGAGAUCCUCGAGCGGAAAAGCAAAGUUGUCGAAGAUCAAAUGGAUGCACUGCGAGCUAAGAUUACAGCGGAAGCUAAAGUUGUCAACGAAAAGAUAUCUGAGACCAUCUUGCAGUGGAAUGAGGAAAAGCCUGUUUCUGGAAGUAUUCCACCUGAGGUAGCGUCUAGCACGCUUAAUUCCUUCGAAAGCCGUUUAAGCCAGCUACGCUCCGAAUCGGACAUGGUUGCGAAAGCAAAGGAAGCCCUUGAUCUUCCAGAAGGUCCCGAAACUGCUGUUAAUCCGGCGCUUGAAGAGGUCCAGGAUUUCAAGUCCGUGUGGGCAGCUUUAUCGACAAUCUGGAAGAGCUUGAAUGAGCUUCGAGAGACACUUUGGAGCAGCAUUCAGCCGCGCAAACUUCGGCAGUCGCUUGAUGGCCUCACAAAAAUGACUAAAGAUAUGCCAAGUCGCAUGCGUCAGUAUGCUGCGUUCGAGCAUGUUCAGGGAAUUCUUCGCCAACAUGCCAAAUCGAACUCUCUGAUUGCCGACAUGAAGUCCGAGGCAGUUCGAGAGAGACACUGGGUGAAAAUAUUCAAAGCGCUCAAGCCUGGCAAGAGAUUCUCUCUGAUUUCUUUGACCUUGGGAGAUGUUUGGGAUUUGCAACUUGCCUCAACCGAGCCGAUAAUACGUGAUAUCAUCGUCCAAGCUCAGGGCGAGAUGGCGCUCGAAGAAUUCCUGAAGCAGGUAAAGGAAACUUGGCAAAAUUAUUCUCUCGAUCUGGUUCAUUACCAGAAUAAAUGUCGUCUUAUCCGAGGCUGGGAUGAUCUCUUCGCCAAGUGUAGCGAGAACCUGAACUCCCUGCAAGCUAUGCGACACUCUCCCUAUUACAAAGAAUUCGAAGACGAUGCGUCCGCAUGGGAAGAUCGGCUCAAUCGGGUGCACGUCCUCUUUGAUGUCUGGAUUGAUGUGCAACGACAAUGGGUCUACUUGGAAGGUGUCUUUACCGGAAAUGCUGACAUUAAACAUUUGCUGCCUACCGAAUCAUCUCGCUUUCAAAAUAUCAACACGGAGUUUUUCACCGUCAUGAAAAAGGUUUACAAGUCUCCCUUUGUUCUUGAUGUCUUGAAUAUUUCAGGAAUUCAGAAGUCACUGGAGCGCCUUGCAGACUUGCUUACCAAAAUCCAAAAAGCACUUGGUGAAUAUCUGGAGCGAGAAAGAAUGUCGUUCCCGCGAUUCUACUUCGUUGGAGAUGAAGAUUUGCUCGAGAUUAUUGGCAACAGUAAUGAUACACUGCGCAUCUCCAAGCAUUUCAGAAAGAUGUUCGCCGGUCUGGCCGGUCUUGUAAUGGACGAGGAAUCUAUCAUUUCUGGAUUCGUAUCAAAAGAAGGCGAGGAAGUCAAGCUGAAAAGCGAAAUUUCGCUGAUUAAGACGCCUAGAAUCAAUGAGUGGCUUGGCGCGCUGGAAACUAACAUGAAACUCACGCUGGCAGAGCUACUAGCGGAAGCGGUAGACCAAUUCGGCGCACUCUUUAGGGGAGACGAGAUUGAUGAUGAUGCUUUCCGCGAAUAUGUUUCAGUAUUUCCAGCCCAAAUUGGCGUGCUUGCAACUCAAGCUGUCUGGACGAAUUCUGUCCAAGAAGCAUUGGAGAACGGGGGAAGUCAGCUCUCUGGAUUGCAUGACCAGGUGGCUAAGCUCUUAAGAUUGCUGGCCAACACUGUCUUGGGCGAACUGGACACUAUUACACGGAAAAAAUGCGAACAUCUCAUCACCGAAUGUGUUCAUCAACGAGAUGUUAUUGCCAAGCUUCUCAAAUUAUCGGCUACCUCUCCUACACAUUAUAUGUGGUUGUUGCAAAUGCGAUAUGUCUAUAAACCUGAAGGUGACUUUACGCAACGACUCCAGAUCAAGAUGGCGAAUGCAAGUCUUAGCUAUGGGUUCGAGUACCUCGGCGUCACCGAACGUCUUGUCCGUACACCUUUGACAGACCGCUGCUUCCUCACUCUUACCCAAGGCCUUUGCCAACGACUCGGAGGCUCCCCUUACGGCCCAGCAGGUACAGGAAAGACAGAAUCGGUCAAGGCAUUGGGAACACAGCUCGGAAGAUUUACACUUGUGUUCUGCUGCGACGAUACAUUUGAUUUUCAAGCUAUGGGCAGAAUUUUUCUCGGUAUCUGUCAGGUUGGUGCUUGGGGAUGUUUUGAUGAAUUCAACCGGCUUGAGGAGCGAAUCUUGUCAGCAGUUUCGCAACAGAUCCAAAAUAUUCAGCUCGGCCUGAAAAUAAUUGCGGACGAUGAGACGGCUCAAAUUGAGUUAAUUGGAAGACAGCUCGCGGUGAACUCAAACACUGGAAUCUUUAUUACCAUGAAUCCCGGCUAUGCUGGUAGAUCCAACUUGCCUGAUAAUCUCAAGAAGCUUUUCCGCAGUGUUGCCAUGUCGCGACCUGAUAAAGAACUGAUCGCCGAAGUCAUGCUCUAUUCCCAGGGAUUCAAUCAAGCAAAGUCCUUAGCGAAGCAGACCGUACCAUUCUUUGAUCAUUGUUCCAAGCGGCUGUCCAAGCAGGCGCAUUAUGACUUUGGUCUUCGAGCGCUCAAAAGCGUGCUCAUGAGCUCCGGAUCCUUAAAACGGGAAAGAAUAUCCAAAGGAGGAGAAUCAGCUGAGCUAGAGGAAGUAGUUGAGCCUCAGAUCAUGGUCCAAAGCUUACGGGAGACUAUUGCACCCAAAUUAAUUCGAGAAGACGUGGAGAUUAUGCAAGAAAUUGAGAAGGACACGUUCCCUGGCGUGUCCUAUGUCCCUGCGGCACUCGAGGAUUUGCGUACAGCAAUUCUGGAGCUCGCAGAGGCCAAUCAUCUUGUAGCCAACGACUUGUGGAUGACCAAAAUCUUGCAGCUUUUUCAAAUUCAAAACAUCCACCAUGGCGUCAUGAUGGUCGGUGCCUCUGGUUCUGGAAAGUCUGCCGCAUGGAAGGUUUUGCUACAGGCUUUGCAGAAAAUUGAGGGUGUGGAGGGUGCGUGCCACAUCAUCGAUUCCAAAGUCAUGUCCAAGGAAGCAUUAUACGGGAGCCUCGACGGAACGACUCGAGAGUGGACCGAUGGACUGUUCACGAGCAUUCUCAGGAGGAUAGUUGACAAUCUCCGAGGCGAAGAUACGAAGAGGCACUGGAUUGUCUUUGAUGGUGACGUCGACCCGGAGUGGGUUGAGAACUUGAACAGUGUGCUCGACGACAACAAGCUUCUCACGUUGCCAAAUGGAGAGCGGCUGGCGCUGCCUCCCAAUGUACGGAUCAUGUUUGAAGUGGAAUCACUGAAAUAUGCAACCUUGGCCACGGUUAGUCGAUGUGGAAUGGUCUGGUUCAGUGAUGAUACUGUCACGUCCGACAUGAUGAUUGCCAAUUACCUAGACACCCUCAGAGCUGUUCCUUUCGAAGACCUCGAUGACGAAACCGUGACAACUGGUCAGGCUAUUGACAAGGCCUUGGCGGUGCAAAAACAGUGUGCAGAUCUACUUCAGCACUAUCUCACUGCAGACGGGUUUAUUCAGCAGUGUCUUCAAAAGGCUCGUUCGUACAACCAUAUCAUGGAAUUUACGGAGAUACGAGUACUUGGCACUCUUUUCUCCCUCCUGAACAAAAGCUGCCGAGCAAUGAUCGAAUACAAUAUCCAGCACGAAUUUCCUCUGGACCCCGAACAAAUCGAGUCAUAUCUUUCGAAGAAACUUUUGCUUUCGUUGGUGUGGUCUUUCACGGGUGACUGCCCACUUGCGGAUAGGCAGGCGUUUGGAGAAUUCGUGGGACAUUCAAGCCCCUCAGGAUCGCCUCUCCUUGACGAUCGAUCCUCUCUCAUCGACUUCGACGUGACACUGCCAAAGGCAAGUUGGACCGCAUGGCAAGAUCAGGUGCCGCAUGUAGAGGUCAAUACCCACUCCAUCACUCAGACCGAUGUGGUCAUCCCAACUUUAGACACAAUUCGGCACGAAGAGGUACUCUAUUCAUGGCUAGCAGAACACAAGCCAUUGCUACUGUGUGGUCCUCCCGGGUCCGGAAAGACAAUGACGCUCUUCAGCGCCCUCAGGAAGUUGCCUAACAUGGAAGUUGUGGGACUCAACUUCUCAAGCGCAACGACCCCGGAGCUCAUCAUUAAGACCUUUGAACAAUACUGCGAAUAUCGCAAGUCUCUCAAUGGUGUUAUACUGUCUCCCACUCAAAUCGGGCGAUGGCUCGUUAUUUUCUGCGACGAAAUCAACCUGCCAGCUCCGGAUAAAUAUGGAACCCAGCGCGUCAUCUCUUUCCUGCGACAGCUUGUCGAACAAAAUGGGUAUUGGAGAACUUCAGACAAGACGUGGGUCACGCUGGAUCGCAUCCAAUUCGUCGGUGCAUGCAAUCCCCCUACUGAUGCUGGCCGUACUCCUCUUGGUGCUCGAUAUCUGAGGCACGCUCCUCUAAUCAUGGUUGAUUAUCCCGGAGAGCAAUCACUGCUCCAAAUUUACGGGACUUUCAACAGUGCCGUUCUCAAAGUCAUCCCAACACUUCGUGGGUAUGCAGACGCCCUCACGAGAUCCAUGGUUGAGUUUUAUCUAGAAUCACAGAAGCGAUUCACUCCCAAAAUCCAGCCACACUAUGUAUACUCGCCUCGUGAACUUACAAGAUGGGUCCGAGGCGUCUAUGAGGCAAUUCGCCCAUUGGAGACACUUACCGUGGAGGGACUGGUCAGGAUUUGGGCACAUGAGGCAUUGCGCCUCUUUCAAGACAGGCUUGUUGCGGAAGAUGAACGCCAGUGGACAGAAGAUAGCGUACGAGAGAUAUGCCUGAAACACUUCCCCACAAUAGAUGAGGAUAAGGCGCUGGGUGGCCCAAUACUAUUUUCGAACUGGUUGUCCAAGAAUUACGUACCGGUAGAUCGAGAGGAACUUCGAAGCUUUGUCAAGGCUCGACUCAAAACGUUCUGCGAGGAAGAGGUUGAUGUUCCGCUUAUCCUAUUCAACGAAGUUCUCGAUCAUGUGCUGCGGAUUGAUCGGGUUUUCCGUCAACCUCAGGGUCAUCUCAUCCUCAUUGGAGUUAGCGGGAGCGGAAAAACGACACUUUCACGCUUUGUUGCUUGGAUGAAUGGCCUAAAAGUUUUCCAAAUCAAAGUUCAUGGCAAGUAUUCAGCUGAAGAUUUUGAUGACGAUUUGCGAGACGUCCUUCGGCGCUGCGGCUGCAAAGGAGAAAAGAUAUGUUUCAUCAUGGAUGAAUCAAAUGUCCUAGACUCGGGCUUCCUCGAGCGGAUGAAUACGCUUCUUGCUAAUGCCGAAAUUCCCGGACUGUUCGAGGGUGACGAGUUUGCCACGUUAAUGACAGCCUGUAAGGAGGGAGCCCAACGCCAGGGACUGCUUUUAGAUUCACAAGAGGAGCUGUACAAAUGGUUCACCCAGCAGAUUGUCAAGAAUCUUCACGUCGUUUUUACGAUGAACCCGCCUGAGGAAGGUCUAUCAUCUAAGGCAGCUACCAGUCCUGCUCUCUUCAACAGAUGUGUCCUCAACUGGUUUGGUGAUUGGUCUGAUCAAGCACUUUUCCAGGUGGGCUCAGAAUUAACACAGUCCAUUGACCUGGAUAAGCCAAAUUUUACCGCUCCGGACAGCAUCCCUGUAGCCUACCGUGGCUUGCAGUUGCCUGCUUCUCACCGCGAGACUAUUGUAAAUUCAAUGGUCUAUAUCCAUUACUCGCUACAGAAAUUCAACGCCCGUCUUCUGAAGCAACACCAUAAGAAGACUUUUCUCACACCAAGACAUUUCCUUGAUUUCGUUGCGCAAUAUGUCAAUCUCUACAAUGAAAAGCGGGAGGACCUUGAGGAACAACAACGCCAUCUCAAUGUCGGUCUUGAUAAGCUUAGGGAUACUGUAGAGAAGGUCAGAGACUUGCGGACGAGCUUAGCUGAGAAGAAGAGCCAGCUUGAGAGAAAGGAUGCUGAGGCCAACGAGAAGCUGCAACGGAUGGUUGCUGAUCAGCGGGAGGCCGAACAGCGCAAGGCGACUUCUCUUGAGAUACAGAGCGCUUUGGAAAAGCAGGAGAAAGAAGUCGCCUCGCGGCGGGAAGUUGUGCUCAGAGAUCUCGCAAAUGCGGAACCCGCGGUCUUGGAGGCGCAAAAAAGUGUGAGCAAUAUCAAGAAGCAGCACUUGACCGAAGUGAGGUCCAUGGCUAAUCCGCCCGCCGGUGUUAAACUUGCUUUGGAAUCCGUUUGCACCCUUCUUGGUCACAAGGUUGACAGCUGGAAGACUAUUCAAGGAAUUAUCAGGAGAGACGAUUUCAUUGCCACCAUUGUCAAUUAUGAUAAUGAGAGGCAAAUGACUCGAAGCCAUAGAAUCAAGAUGCGCAACGAGUUCUUGUCAAAAGAAGACUUUACUUACGAAAAGGUGAACAGAGCUAGCAAAGCUUGUGGUCCGUUGGUGCAGUGGGUGGAAGCCCAAGUGAACUAUUCCGAAAUAUUGGAUCGCGUGGGUCCUCUCAGGGAAGAAGUCGGGCUUUUGGAAGAACAGGCAUUGCAGACAAAGGCUGAAGCGCAAGCUAUUGAGAACACAAUCAGCAGUCUGGAGACGAGCAUUGCCAUGUACAAGAACGAGUAUGCAGCUUUGAUUAGUGAGACACAGGCCAUUAAAUCUGAAAUGUCUCGGGUGCAAUUCAAGGUUGACCGGAGCGUUCGCCUGCUUGACAGCCUUUCAUCAGAACGAGCUCGAUGGGAGGAGGGCAGCAAGUCGUUCGAGACGCAGAUUGGAACGCUCAUUGGCGAUGUACUGAUGGCAGCUGCCUUUUUGGCAUACAGCGGUCUGUACGACCAGCAGUUCCGAAAGGCAAUGAUGGAGGAUUGGCUGCACCAGCUCUAUCUCUCAGGUAUUGAGCACAAGCCGCACAACCCAGUCACGGAAUAUCUUUCUACCGCAGACGAGAGACUUCAUUGGCAAGACAACUCACUCCCGGUUGACGACCUUUGCACCGAGAACGCCAUUAUGCUUGAACGAUUCAACCGCUAUCCGUUGAUUAUUGAUCCCUCUGGAAGAGCUACUGAUUUCUUGCAAAAGAAUACUGGUGGCAAAGCUCGCCUUACUGUCACCAGCUUCCUUGAUGAUUCUUUCACGAAACAGCUAGAAAGUUCUCUUCGAUUUGGCAAUCCAAUCCUGAUACAAGAUGCAGAAUACCUAGAUCCUGUUUUGAAUCAUGUAUUGAACAAGGAGUACCAAAAGACUGGAGGAAGAGUUCUUAUCCAACUCGGGAAGCAGGAGAUUGACUUUUCACCGUCCUUCAAGCUCUAUCUUUCUACACGUGACCCCUCUGCAACAUUUGCACCGGACAUUUGCAGUCGGACGACCUUUGUCAAUUUCACAGUCACGCAAAGCAGUCUACAAACUCAGUCCCUCAACGAUGUUCUCAAAUCCGAGCGUCCUGAUGUCGACGAACGACGAUCGAACCUCAUCAAACUGCAGGGAGAGUUCAAGGUCCACCUUCGCCAGCUCGAAAAGAAGUUGCUCCAGGCGCUUAAUGAAUCUCGCGGAAACAUUCUUGAUGAUGACAAUGUCAUUGAGACACUCGAAACCCUGAAGAAGGAGGCCGCGGAAAUUUCCAACAAGAUGGCCGAUACAGAAGGGGUCAUGACUGAGGUGGAAAACAUUACUUUGCAGUAUAAUAUCGUUGCCCGAUCUUGCAGCGCCAUCUUUGCUAUCUUGGAACAGCUGCAUCACCUCAAUCACUUCUAUCAAUUUUCGUUGCAGUAUUUCAUCGACAUCUUCAAUACUGUCCUUCGUCACAAUGAACGUUUGGCGGGCGAAAGCAAUCAUAAUUCUCGCAUUGAUAUCAUUCUGCGAGACUUGUUUGUGACCACAUUCCAGCGAACGUCGUUGUCAUUGCUGCAGAAAGAUCGAAUUACGUUUGCGAUGCUUUUGGCUCAAGCGUCUCCGUUCAAGAUGGAGAAGGGAUUAAUCGAUACCAUCCUCGAUCCCGGCCUGGAGGGCAUUGAUGUCUCAACCGAGAGUCAUCGAAAGGAAGAGGCUAUGUCAACUGCUUUGCGCAAUAGGCUGCUCAAGGACCACCUUUCAAUUGUAACUGCUGAGAGUUGGGAGAAAUUCUUUACAGAAGAGCUAGCGGAAAAGUUUGUGCCACCUGCCUGGUCUAGCGACACGUCAUUGCUAGAUCAGUGUCUCCGAUCUCUGUUUUUGAUCAAAGUCUUCCGGCUUGACCGGUUUGUGCCUGCAGCGGAGCGGUUCGUCAUUGCAGUAUUUGGUGAUAAUCUGCUUAAUGGAGGAGCUGGAGACCUUGAGGAAGUGCUUGGACAGGUCUCCGCUACCACACCGAUUGCGUUAAGCUCCAGUCCCGGAUUUGAUGCAAGCUACCGAGUAGACGGCCUUGUGGAACGGAGCGACGCGACUUGCACCAAUAUUGCCAUGGGAUCCAGUGAAGGACUUACGAGUGCAGACAAGGCCAUCAGCAAUGCUGCUGUGACUGGAUCCUGGGUCUUGAUAAAGAACGUGCACCUUGCGCCGACGUGGCUGCAGAGCCUUGAGAAGCGAUUAGAUGCACUCAAGCCCCAUCAAGACUUUAGGCUCUUCUUGUCCAUGGAAAUCAGUCCAAAGAUUCCUGUCAAUCUCUUGCGUGCCUCGAGGAUCCUCAUGUACGAGCAGCCAGCCGGUAUCAAGGCCAACAUGAAGGAUUCUUUGUCGUCGGUAUCUCUUCGCGCAGCCAAGCGGCCAGUCGAGCGAGCUCGUAUCUAUCUUCUCUUGUCAUUUUUGCACGCCGUUGUGCAAGAGCGACUGCGCUACGCCCCUACGCUCGGAUGGAAGAGCUUCUGGGAGUUCAAUGACAGCGAUUACGAAUGCUCGGCUUUUAUCAUUGACCGAUGGGUGGAGUCCGUCGCACUUGAGCGAUCAAACGUGGCCCCUCAGAAAUUCCCUUGGGAGAUGAUUCAAACGCUUGUUGGCGAAACAUAUGGUGGCAAGAUUGACGACGAGGAAGACUUUGGGCGUCUCACCGAGCUAGUGAAGGCCAUCUUGACGCCGGCUGCAUUCGAACACGAGCACAAGCUUGUUCCUGACUCACCCGACUCGACGGGCGAAGAGUCUGAAGAAGGGGAUGGACUGAGCGUUCCUGAAGGCACCGAUAUGAAGGACUUUUUGGGAUGGGUGCAGCGUCUGCCCGAGCGUGAGCCACCGACAUAUUUGGGUCUGCCAGCCAAUGCAGAGAAGCUGUUGCUCGUUGGCCACGGCAAGAAUAUGAUUGGCAAUCUCAAGGAAAUCACCGAUAUGCUCGACGAGGGAGAGCAGUUGAUGGUGGAGUCAUAAGAGGAAAUAUUCAAAUAAGUGUGUUUACAACAUUAGAACAUUACCGUCUUUGCUUUUUUUUAUGCAUUGCCUUGAUUCUUUAGUUUUAUAUGUUUAUUUUGCGAAGUAUUAGCAUACAUGGCGAGGAUGAUUGCUCAUUGCAUUGCGGAUUGAUUGUUCGUUUGGUUGAUAUGACACUUGAUUGAGCAUGGCCGCAGAUAUUUUUCAGCAUGAUAGGCAUUGUUGGUGACAGUCGAUAGAUAUUUGAAGAGCUUAGAGCAGCAUUGCCAUGUAGAUUUGUUUCGAUGGGCGACUUUUAGUAUUAAACUCUUAUGAGCAUUUUCAGCCACGGAAUAAUAGCGUAC
Molecule: messenger RNA, 13516 nt
Organism: Xylona heveae TC161
Lineage: Eukaryota; Fungi; Ascomycota; Xylonomycetes; Xylonales; Xylonaceae
Product: dynein heavy chain
Exons: 3
Coding region: 108-13172 (4354 amino acids)
Biological process (GO): microtubule-based movement
Cellular component (GO): dynein complex
Molecular function (GO): dynein light intermediate chain binding; dynein intermediate chain binding; minus-end-directed microtubule motor activity
Source: RefSeq, a predicted model, not a curated record